Scedosporium apiospermum is the source of this 1923-nucleotide messenger RNA. Its product is annotated as putative glycine--tRNA ligase. Gene Ontology annotation, biological process: mitochondrial glycyl-tRNA aminoacylation. The record is from RefSeq and is a predicted model, not a curated record. Gene Ontology annotation, molecular function: glycine-tRNA ligase activity; ATP binding. The transcript has 3 exons. Gene Ontology annotation, cellular component: cytoplasm; mitochondrion. Bases 1 to 1923 code for a protein of 640 amino acids. Lineage: Eukaryota; Fungi; Ascomycota; Sordariomycetes; Microascales; Microascaceae.
AUGCCUGAUACAACCACGCUCACUGGCGAGGCCUUCAGCCGCACCAACUUCGAGUCUCUCCUCAAGCGCCGCUUCUUCUUCACCGAAUCCUUCGAGGUGUAUCGCCAAGCCGGCGGCUUCAAAGGAGACAACCGCGGCCUCUACGACUACGGCCCCCCAGGAUGUGCCCUGCAAACCAACAUCGUCGACCAAUGGCGCAAGCAUUUCAUCAUCGAGGAGAGCAUGAUGGAAGUAGACUGCACCGUUCUCACGCCCGAGCCUGUCCUGAAGACGAGUGGCCAUGUUGACAAGUUCGCCGACUGGAUGUGUAAAGACCCGGUCAAGGGCGAGUACUUGAGAGCAGAUCAUCUCGUUGAAGGUGUGCUGGAGACCAGAUUGACGAAGCAUCGACAUACUUUGCCUGCUGAGACGAUUUCUGAAUAUGAGGAGAUCCUCGCCAAGAUCGAUAACUUUGAUGGCGACGAGCUCGGCGAGCUUAUCCAACGCCUCGAUAUCAGAAACCCCAACGGCAACGGCGAGGUCCUACCCCCAGUCCCCUUCAACCUCAUGUUCAAGUCCUCAAUCGGGCCCAGCACCGCUUCCCCAGUCUACCUCAGACCCGAAACUGCCCAGGGCCAAUUCCUGAACUUCCGAAAGCUCCUUGAUUUCGGCCAAGGCUCCAUGCCGUUCGCGUCCGCAAGCGUCGGCAAAUCCUACCGAAACGAGAUCUCGCCACGUUCCGGCCUCCUCCGUGUACGUGAGUUCCUCAUGGCGGAGAUUGAGCAUUUCGUAGACCCAGCCGCCGGAAAGCGCCACGAGCGCUUUUCCGAAGUUGCCCACAUAGAGCUACCCUUUCUUGACAAAGACACGCAGCUCUCGGGAAAGACGCACGUCACCACCAAGACCAUCGGCGAAGCCGUAGCCUCGAAGAUGGUUGACAACGAAACGCUCGGCUAUUUCCUUGCCCGGGUGUACUUAUUCCUCCUCAAAAUUGGCGUCGAUAAGAAUAAGCUUCGCUUCCGGCAGCACCUGGCCAACGAGAUGGCCCAUUACGCCUGCGACUGCUGGGAUGCAGAGCUCUUAACGAGCUAUGGCUGGGUGGAAUGUGUGGGGUGUGCCGACCGCAGCGCGUAUGAUCUUACUGUCCACGCAAAGGAGACAGGGGCACCUUUGGUUGUGAAGGAAGCGCUGCCGGAGCCGCGGAAGGUGACGAAGUGGCAUGCCACCUUGGACAAAAAGAAGAUUGGCCCGCAGUUCAAGAAGGAUGGCAAGAAGGUGCAAGAUGCCGUCGAGGUUUUGAAACAGGACUCCCUCGAGGCCUUGGCUGCGGAAUUAGCAAAGAAGGCGGUGGUCACUGUUCCGACGGCCAAGUUGGAAGAUGGUGCGACGUCGGUUCAGCUGUCCAAGGAUGUUUUGGCCAUUGAUCAAGUUACGGUAACCGAAACGACCCGCGAGUAUACGCCAAAUGUCAUUGAACCAUCAUUCGGUAUUGGGCGUAUCUUGUACAGCCUCCUUGAGCAUGUCUACUAUUAUCGACCCCAGGAUGUUGCUCGCGGUGUUCUUGCCCUUCCUAUUGCAGUCGCACCUACCAAAGUUCUAAUCGUCACAUUGUCGAGCGGCCAGCAGUUCAUCCCAGCAGCAAAGAAAAUUUCGGCCAGACUGAGAGCCCUCGGAAUCGCGAAUAACAUCGACUCCACCACCGCCUCCAUCGGCAAACGGUACGCCAGGAAUGAUGAGCUCGGUACGCCGCUGGGCAUCACCGUUGAUUUUGACACUUUGAAGGACGGGUCGGUGACUCUGAGGGAGCGAGACAGUAUGGCGCAGGUUCGGGCCUCGGAAGAUGAUAUUAUACAGGCGGUGAGAAAUCUUGUAGAGGGUUUGGAGAGUUGGGAGCAGGUCUCUUCCAGACUACCUGCAUUUGAAGGGCAGAGCCAGGUCGCAUAG